AUGGUACCUUCUACAUACCGAAAGAACAUGCAAUAUUCAAGCCUCGACUAUUUGAACUUUCCCAAAAACGAAGGCGGAACAAUACAACUCAAUGAUGGGAGAGUGAUGGGAUACAAGGAAUAUCAAUUUUAUCAUCAAUUUACGAAAAAACCAAAAAGACAACUUCGGCCUGUAUUGUUGAUUCCCGGAUUGCCAGGGUCACGGUUUUUCUGCCAUCCGAAUGUGAUCGAUAGUCUGAUCCCGGAUGGAGAUGCCUAUAAUGAUCCUUCAAACUCGGUUUCCGAUCCUGCCAUUUCUUCUCAUAAUCGCGCAAGAGUCACACUAAUAGUUUUAGAACGUCCAGGAAUCGGACUGUCUACAUUUGCAAAGCGAACAAUGCUUGACUUUGCAGAGGAUGUUCGAGAGCUGUGUAUUGAAAAGGGGAUCACAGAAUUCGAUCUGAUAAGUUACUCGGCUGGCGGGCCGUUCGGGUUGGCUGUUGGAAAAGUAUUGGGUAAGAAGGAUGGAAGUGUACGAUUGAGAAGUUUGGCUGUUAUAAGCUCUGUUGCGCCUUACCAUACUCCUGGGUGCACUUCGAGAAUGCCUUUAAAAUUUAAAAUUGCUUGGUGGCUGACGCGACACUCCCCUCGCAUUUUAUCAAUAUUUGUAAAGCUUGAAGCUCGAAACUCCCUCAGAGAUCCUGCCUCUUCUUUCCGUGAAUCACUCAUGGAAGGACCAUCCUCAGACGUAGAUAUAUGUGCUGCGAUGCCGGGAAUAGAAAGUAUGUUUAUAGAGUCAGCACUCGAGAUGUAUACACGUGGGCAAUCGAACACUGAAUGCUAUGAGCUGAGUUUGUGGGGAAAGUCGUGGGGAUUUGAACUGAACGAAUUGAAAGGAGAGACGGUGGUAGGAAAAGACCAGGACGGUGGAGAGAUGGAAGCCAAAAAAGACGCUAGCGAUAAUAAAACUCUUAGGAUAAAAGUAUGGCAAGGAGCGCUGGACAUUGGAACUACGGUGGACAUGGCCGAAUAUAUUGCUCAAGAAACAGGAGCCGAAUUGAGAGUGGUCGAGGGAAAAGGACAUAUGCUAUACUUUGAAAUAUGGGAUGAUGUUUUCGAAUGGUUCGUAACAAUGGAGUAA
Molecule: messenger RNA, 1119 nt
Organism: Paraglomus brasilianum
Lineage: Eukaryota; Fungi; Glomeromycota; Glomeromycetes; Paraglomerales; Paraglomeraceae
Source: the annotation of a GenBank genome assembly